AUGUCAACAAAGGAAGAGAUUUACGAAGAAGAAGAGGAAGGCUAUGGUGAUGAAAAUGAUCCUCCACAGGAUCGUUUCAAUACCAGAUGCCGUUUCCAAGACGAAGAAGCAGCUAUUGAAAUCUGGAAUCAAUUUCAAGCAGAAAUUGAUCCUUGCAAACCAGAUGAAUUUGGAUCUACACCACUUCACGCAAUUGCUGCUAAUGGUAUGGUUGAAUUACUUACUGAAGUUCUUAAAAAACCAGGUAUCAAUGUCAACGUUAAAACACUCAGCGAUAACACCCCACUUCAUUUUGCUGCAAUCAACGGAAAUAACAAAAUUAUAAAGAUUUUACUUGCAGCAGGAGCUGAUACUAAAAUCAAAAACAAACAAGGUCAGACUGCUUACUUUGAAGCUGCUUCUAGAUUUGCUGAUGGAAGUGGUAAGCAAGAAGUAGAAACUGUUGAUAUGUUACUCGGACCUGAUAGCGAAAUUCCAAAAGAUAUUGAGGCUGAAGUCGAGAAAGGUGAUUUAGAUGGCCUUUAA
Trichomonas vaginalis G3 is the source of this 525-nucleotide messenger RNA. RefSeq names its product protein ubiquitination. The transcript has a single exon. The coding region runs from base 1 to 525 and encodes 174 amino acids. The record is from RefSeq and is a predicted model, not a curated record. NCBI's taxonomy places the organism in Eukaryota, Parabasalia, Trichomonadida, Trichomonadidae. Gene Ontology annotation, molecular function: protein binding.